Molecule: messenger RNA, 730 nt
Organism: Panicum virgatum (switchgrass)
Lineage: Eukaryota; Viridiplantae; Streptophyta; Magnoliopsida; Poales; Poaceae
Exons: 3
Coding region: 177-422 (81 amino acids)
Biological process (GO): mitochondrial translation
Molecular function (GO): structural constituent of ribosome
Source: RefSeq, a predicted model, not a curated record
UUCUCCUCAAAUAAGCCCACUCACCUCACGCCAAACAGAAAAGCCCAACUCAACGGCACACCCUGCUGCUUUCCAGAAACUGCUCGUGCGAUCUCAAGAGCGCCGCCUCCCCCGCCGCCGCGCCGGCUGCGCCCCCAUCGUCCGUCGGCGGCUCCUGCUCGAGGUGAAGCAGCAUAAUGGGUCGGAAGGCCGGUGCUCUGUACAUAAACCCAAAGAAGUUUGGUGCUGUUGCGAAGCCUUGCAUGGUAGAGAUGGUGGCCUUCCUCAACUGCCUGGCCUUAAACAAACAGGAAGAUGACAAGUGCGUGAGGCAGAAGGAUCUCUUGGUUAUGUGCACCCAGACUCAGAAAGGGAAGCCAAAGAACGCAGCGAAGACCAUCAAUUACCAUCUCCAGCGACUUGGGCGAGACAAAUUCCUCUAGGUUCAAUGGUUUUGGGAUCAUUUCCUCAUCAAGCUUGCUGCCUUGAAUUGAGGGUCCGAAAACAAAUUUUCUCUUCAAAGUAGCUUUACUGAAAUGGGGCAGUAAUGUGCCAAUAAUUCUAUGUCAAACAGUAACGUAUCAGCAGUAUAUUGAUAUGGUUUUGUUCUCUUGCUAUUAAGGCACUUUGUUGCUAUGUGUCCACGGUAUACUGCCAAUUGGAAGUGUUCUGUGUAAGUGGCACUGUUGCUUCCCAGCUUGUGAAUUGUGGUUUGACCGUUUUGAGUCCAGUUCUAGGUCUGGUUGCUUGA